AUGAGUGAACCCAGUGUGUUUUAGUCUUUGCUUCAAGUCUGAGAGUCGGAGAGGACGAGAGUGAGAGAGAUGGCGGCGAUGCAGUGGUGCGGCGCGAUAACACGACGGAUUCUGAUGACGCAGCGAACAUCUGCAGCAUUGAAUUCUCCGGCGAGAUAUUUUUCGUUAUCUCCGGCGUCUGCAGCUCCGGCGAUAUCGGAAAUGGAUUUGUGCGGGAGAGGAGAUAAGAAGACGAAGAAAGGGAAAAGAUUCAAAGGAUCGUACGGGAAUUCGAGAGGGAAGAAACAGAAGAUGAUUGAGAGAAUCAAAGACAAGCUUGAGGUUCCCAGGUCUACUCCUUGGCCUCUCCCUUUCAAGCUCAUCUGAAUCUUGUUAGGGUUUUUUCUCUUUUGCCAGCAAAAAUGUCGCCUUUAAUGGUGUUUUUUAAAACUAUUUGUAUACUUGUUCUCAUCAUGAAUCAUUUGAGUAUAAACUCGUUUGUCUUGU
Messenger RNA from Arabidopsis arenosa, 486 nucleotides. The record is from the annotation of a GenBank genome assembly. Lineage: Eukaryota; Viridiplantae; Streptophyta; Magnoliopsida; Brassicales; Brassicaceae.